Molecule: messenger RNA, 955 nt
Organism: Orbicella faveolata
Lineage: Eukaryota; Metazoa; Cnidaria; Anthozoa; Scleractinia; Merulinidae
Source: RefSeq, a predicted model, not a curated record
CAACAUCCCAAGUGGUUUAUUGCACCAGUAAGCCCAUAGGAACAGUGGUCGAUUGCUUAAAUAAAAUAAAAUUGUUCUUCCCCAAAGCGAUGGCACAGAUGGUCGGUUCUGGAUCUGGACAGAACGCGAUGGAACAGAUGGUCGGUUCUGGAUCUGGAGAGAAUGAUGAAUCUUCAAGCACUAUGAUAACAGAAAUCUCUACUACACCCACCCAAAUGACAUCCACUCCCAGUAGCAGUGUUGUGGCCUCAACACCAGGUCCAAUAGUAAUUCUGAUGUUAACAGUUACAACUGAUUGCAGUGGUGACAGAUUGAUGGCCUUAAACGCCAGCUUGCAGACCGACGUGAGUAAAAGCAAAACCGUGCUUAGUUCCAACACAACAAGAUGCAAUCUUCGCACGUUAUUACCGUUUUUAAACAUUCAAUUAAAAAUUUUGGUCUGAAAGAGAGCGGCUUUUGCACAAUCACGGCCGGAAAUGGGUAUAGCAUAGAAUAAAACAUUUGUCAUUAAUUACCAUUAUAUCUCACUUAAAUCUCUGUGUAGGGGUGUAGCGCUGGGUCACUGAAGCCUUUACCCUAUACUUGACCAUGAAUAACUUAAUUUUGCUACCCUAUCUUACACUAGACACUAAAACCCCUACCCUAUCCCAGACUAGCUAGUUUCAAUACAGAAACUUUGUUACUAACGUAGUCCAACACACGCUAACCACACCAAAAAGCUUAUGAAGUCACUUCCGAAUUUCAAUUUCUAUUAUAGAACCCCGGGUUAUUAAAGAACCCCAUUUUAGACUAAAUUAAUAUUACCCUGGCCGUUUUCAAAUAAUACAUCCAUUCUAUACCAAAGCUGUCUACUUUCUAAACCCUGUACCAGACUAAACUGCCUUUAAACCAUACCUUUCAAAGCAGCACCUACUCAUAUAGCUUAUCAGUGGCGGAUAUAGGGGAGGUGCCCGGG